Molecule: messenger RNA, 2515 nt
Organism: Paramecium sonneborni
Lineage: Eukaryota; Ciliophora; Oligohymenophorea; Peniculida; Parameciidae
Source: the annotation of a GenBank genome assembly
UAAAAUUCUAAUGGGAGCUAAUCAAAGUAAUCAACAACCAUAACAAGAAAGACAACGAACUAGAAAGAGAGAUAUAUUAAUGGGCUUAUGUAUGAGUUAACUGCAACCAAAAGAUGCAUAAGCUCCUGGCAGAUUGUAGAAAAGUCUUUCUGAGAAUAUGAAAUGUCAAACACAAGACAUAUUAACGUAAUUUAUAUGUUUCUAUUAUUUAGGAAGAUGUGUGAUGAGGAAAUGCCAAAGUAUUCAAUUAAAAUAUUACAGUACUUUUUAAAUUUCCUAACAAUAAAGGAGUGUAUUCAACUUAAACUGGUUAAUAGAAAAUUGAAAUUCAUGGUUGAAAUGAGUAGUAAUAUUUUCUCAAACUUUCUCAGUCAAUAUUAUUUGAGAAAAUUGUAGCUACACUGUUUUGUAGAAUAUGGAUUUCAUAAAGGUUUUCUAUCUGUUUUCUCUGAACAAUUAUUGAAUAUUGAGACAAAUUAGGAUGAAUCGUGGAUUCGAAUUUAUGGCAAUUUUCAUAAUAGCAUGUACUUUAUUUUUAUACAAUUCCAUAGAUCCUAAUUGAGAAGAAUUGAAUAAUAAAUAUCAUUCCAAUACAAAAUUGAUUACUCUAUAACUGAUAAAGUUAUAGAAAUCUGCAGAAAUCCCUCAUUUCCCAUUCCUAUUUUAACUGAUGAUGUUCUAAAACACUCAACAACUAGCUGGUUUUAAUUAGAAAUAGCUCAAAAAACAACUGAUUAUAGUGCAGUUGAAAAAAUACCUCUCUUGGAUUAAUUGACUGAUAAAUUGUAUGAAGAUUGUGAAGCUACUUUCAAUUAAGAUAAUUUAAAACACACUUAAUUAUUGUUUGAAUUAAGAUGGAUUAUAAUUGAUAACUUUAUUAAAGAUCCUAGUGCUUUGGAUUAAGAUAAUGUUCCAAUAUUAUUGAAACUUUUGGCUUAAAUUCUUCAUUUUAUUUAUUAAAGAUGCAUUUUUAGUAGAAAUGUCUUGAUGAUCAUUAAAUAAAAUAAAAUGCCAGCUUUAUUUUUAAAUAUGUAUACUGUAUUAUGGGAAUCUUAUAUUGGAAUUGUUUGGGCAUUAAAUAGAUCACUUAAAAAAAUGUAUAACAAAUUGGAUUAACUUUUUAAUAAAUAUUAUACAACUACAUUUCCUUAAAUUACAUUUACUAGUGCAUUAGUUAGAUUAUGGACAUAAAUCGUUAUCAAGGGAACUAAAAAUAUUGAAAAUGAUCCUAUUGAAAAUGAAUUAGUCUUAUCAUUUGAUACAAUACUCAAAAAUAAAAGAUCACUUUUAUUUGAGUAUUAUACCAAAGAUCAAAUGAAUAAUUAAAAAUAAUACAUAAAUCAUACUAUUAAUGACGAUUAUUUUAAAUACUGUUCAAGUGCAGUAGAUAGUCUAUUAAAUAAAUUUACCUCAAAUAUUCUAGAUUUAUCUCUACAUGAAUAAAGCAUUCAUUGGAUUGGACACUCUUAAGUUAAAGUUGGAUAACUCUAUGGAUAAAUCUUAGAAAUAGUUGUCAAGUAAACUAAUGAUCUUUACAACUAAGCAUCAAUCCAGUUUUCUACAAAUUUUACUAUCUUUAAAGAUUAUAUUUUAGGUAUUCAAUAUCAUUAAAAUUAUAGCUGAAACUAGAUAUAUGUAAGGAAUUAUGAAUUAAUGGACAGUCCAAGUUUGCAUCCUACCUAUUGGAAUAAAUUAUUUGUAUGAAAAAAUUAAAAUCAAUCUCAGACAACAUGUUUUAUCUUGCUAAUUAAACUCUUGCAUUGAUGAGGAAAGAAAUUUUGAAGCUAAUAUCUUGGAAUCUUAAAUUAUCCCUUCCAAUCUUUAAUUUAUCCAAUUUAAUGAGCAAGACGAAUUAUCAUCUAGAAUAGUGAAAGAGGAUUCUAUUCUAGAAAGCUUUAUUUGCUAAAUUUUGAAAGAAGAGAAAAUUUAACCCAUAGAGGAUUCUCGAAUUGUAUAAUCUAAUCAACCAAUAUAAUAAUCGAUCUUAUAACAAUAGAGCAGUAAUAUUCCAAAAAUAUCCUCAACUAAAUUACAGAGUAUUGUUGAAGGAGAUUACAGUAAACUUAGAAUGCUUUCAACUUUCUCAGCAAGUACAAGAGUUAGUUAAAUUACAUAAAUUACCAGUGUUAUAAGUUAACAGAUUCUUUCAUCCAUGAAAUCAAACUUAAAUAUGUUUUAAGUCAAAGAUAUUAAAAAUAAGUUAGAAAAUAAUUAAUGGGCUGCGUUUUUAAAGGAUAUCCAUAUCUUAGAAAUACAAAAUAACAUUAUUAUUGAUAAGAGAAAUAAUCAAAUUUAAAUGAGAAAUUUCAUUAGAUAAAUCCCUCAAGAUUUAGAAGAGUCCUUUAAUAAUAUAAUUGACUUUACAAAGAUUUGGAAUUUGUUAGAUACUUCAAACCUAUAUUUAUCUAAAGAAGAACUAAACAAUUUUGAAUAUAAUAAACAAUUUCUUUAAAGGGAAUUUUGUGAAAUCGAAUUUGGAAAUGGAUUAUUUGCCUCAUAUUUCUAAUAAAUAUGA